AUGUUGCUCAUCAUCGGCGUAACCGCCUUGAUCAUUUGGAGAUUCGGAAACGCCACACCAUCUUCUCCCCUCUCCCCAUCACCACCACCCUACGGUAAAUUCCCCAAACCCAACGACCCCUUCCAAUUCCUGCCAUGUACUAGCGAGACUUUGCCGCCUGCGCUGGAAGAUCCAAAUCCUGAGAAGACCUGGGCAGCGAAGUUUGAUCCUGAUCCUGGGCAUUGGAGUUGGGGGAAUGCCACGACGAACUCUGCGUCCGAGCAUGAUGAGUAUCAGGGACGGGGCAUCUAUUUAUGUGGGUAUCUUGAUGUGCCGUUGGAUUAUACGAAUGCUUCCGAUGGGCGGAUUGUGAGGUUGGCGGUGAAUAAGUUUCAGGUUUCGGGGCUUGCUAAAGUGAACGAAGAUGGUGGUGGCAGGGGGAGGAAAAGUGAGAGGACGAUCGUGUUGAAUCCUGGGGGUCCUGGCGGGAGUGGGACGAGUUAUCUGUGGAGGGGGGCGGAGGGUGUUACAGAGAGGUUUAGUGGGGGUGUGUUUGAUGUGCUUGGGUGGGAUCCGAGAGGUGUCAACGCCUCGCUGCCGAGUAUGGCCUGCUUCCCUGCCGACGCGGAUCGCGAUCGAUACUCACUCCUCAGCAACCAAGCUCACGACGAAUCGACUUCGCCUCUCGCGCAGCUGAGAGUCGCUGAUGCCAUCAACAAUGCUACAUUCGCCGCCUGCAAGGAAAUCCAUGGUGAUCUACCCCGUUUCCUUGGAACGGCGUUUGUUGCUCGUGACCUUGAGCAGAUCCGCAUUGCUUUGGGAGAACCUGAGCUGACGGGCUAUUUGGUCAGCUAUGGGACUGGGAUUGGACAGACGUACGCCAAUAUGUUCCCGAACAGCGUUGGGAGGAUCAUCCUCGAUGGGACUGAGUAUGUUCGGGACCACAGGUUGCUCGGAGGGUUUGGCUGGACUGCCCUUGACAACGGCACCGAUGCGUGGCACGAUGGGUUCCUAUCCGAAUGUAUCGCCGCAGGACCAGAGCACUGCGCCCUCGCAAAGCCACUAAACCCAUCCAGCAAGAACGUCACCCUCGAAGACCUACAGAACCGAAUCUUUACCCUCCUAGACUCCCUAAUCGCCAACCCCCUCCCAGCCUACACAACCCACAGCGGCCCCUCCCUCAUAACCUACUCGACCCUCGUCAGCGCCCUCUACGGCGCCAUGUACUCCGCCCUCACCUGGCCCAGCCUCGCGCUCGCCCUGUCCGAGUUCGAAAAGCAAAACACCACCCUCAUGGCCCGCAUGCUCGACCGCGCCGAAUGGGAAUACGACCCAACCCUCCCCUGCCCCGCCACACGCCGAAAACCCCACACGGACGAACUCACCGCCCUCGUCAUCUGCGCCGACUCCCACGACGCGCCACUCCCCCCUUUCACCCCCAAAGACGCCCAAACCGACCCCGACGGCCUCCGCUGGUGGACCUCCCUCUGGAAAAACAUGACCGCGCAAAGCUGGAUCGCAGGCGAUUCCCGCUUCUACAACGUCUUCCCCUGUCGACACUACACCUCGACCUUCGGCGCCGCCGUCGGCGCCUACCGCGGAGAUCUGAACCAUACCCUCGCGCACCCGGUGCUCCUCGUCGCGGAGACGUACGAUCCCGCGACGCCGCUGCGCAAUGGACGGCGGUUGCUGGCGGAGAUGGGCGAGAAUGCAAGGUUGGUCGUGCAUCAUGGCUAUGGGCAUAGUAGUCGGGAUACGUCGGCGUGUACGGAGAGGAUUUUGAGGGAGUUUGUUUUGGAGGGGGUCGUGCCGGAGGGGAGGGAGACGGAGUGUUGGGCGGAUGGGAAGCCGUAUCGGUAUGGGGAGGGGGAGGGGGAGGUGGUGUUGGGGGAAAGUGGUGGGGGGUUGGAUCCGAGUGCGGAGGCGUUGAGGGUUUGGAGGGAGGAGAUGGCUGAGUUGAGGGGGGUGCAGCCGGGGUUGUUUAGAUAG
Molecule: messenger RNA, 1968 nt
Organism: Zasmidium cellare ATCC 36951
Lineage: Eukaryota; Fungi; Ascomycota; Dothideomycetes; Mycosphaerellales; Mycosphaerellaceae
Exons: 2
Coding region: 1-1968 (655 amino acids)
Source: RefSeq, a predicted model, not a curated record